CGAGCCUCGAUGCAUAUGAUUGCUUAGCUAAUGGGACCCUCCUACUAAGAUUCAUGGAUUGGACUUAUAUCUGGACAAGAAUGCACCUAUGACUAGGCCCCAGAGUCCUGGGCGUGUUCGUCAUUCAUUAGGAGCCUCUUGCCGACCAAACCAGGACAUGCUGACAAGUGUUGCAGAUGCUCGGCCGAAUAUUUUAAAUCAUAAACCGAGUUCGCCGUUGAGAACAUAUCCGGGUCCCGGACCUUAACUAAUAACAUACAUCUACCAUAUAUUCCUCGUCCAUGUCAGCGAGUCGCACACCCUCAACAAAAACAACACGACGUUACUCCACAACUCUUCUAGCAAGCAUCACUAUCAUAUUGUUCGCGGUCUUCAUUUCAAUAGUACAAGGAUCUUUCGAAGUCGGAGAUCUGGCACGGUCAAUCAUUGCCGCAAAUCGCCUACUCUCGCCCCGGAACUGGACCAAAGCAUUCUCCACGUGCCCCAGCGUCAACACAAUGGCAAAUAAAACGCCCGUGUAUUUCGUGUCGCAUGGCGGCCCAUCCACCAUGUUCGAUACAGCACAUCCAGUCUACUCCCAACUAGAAGCUCUAGGUCGAGAAAUUACCGAAAAGGUCAAACCAUCCGCCAUCGUGGUAUUCAGUGCCCACUGGCAGGGCGAACGACCUAAUACAAUUCAAGUCAAUGUCUCGGAGCAAGAGCCUCUGCUCUACGACUUCUACGGGUUUCCACGUCAUUACUACCAGGAGAAAUACCCCAACAAAGGAUCAGCGAGUCUGGCGAAAAAGGUGAUUUCUGCGUUGAACCAGGGUGGCAUCCAAACGCAAGAGGCCCAGCGUGGUCUGGAUCACGGCGUUUUUGUCCCUUUCAAAAUCAUGUUCCAUCCGGAUCGAAAUCCCCUCACUAUUCCUAUCGUGCAAGUCAGUCUUUUCGACGAUGACACAGACGCCGAAGCACAUAUCAAGCUCGGUCGCGCGGUGGAGAAGCUUCGAGAAGAGAAUAUCCUCAUCGUUGCCAGUGGCAUGUCGGUGCAUAAUCUCAGGCAUUUGAUGAUGGGCCGCGGAAUGGGGAAGCCAAUGCCGUACGCAAUCACGUUUGACGCGGCCCUGAAGGAUGCCGCCGAGACGAAGCCUGGAGAUCACAGAGACGGGGUCAUGGUGGAUUUGUUGAAGAGAGGCGAUGCAAGACAAGCACAUCCAACAUUCGAGCAUCUAUUACCAAUUCACAUCGCCGUCGGCGCCGCGGGUCAGGAUCAGGGCCGUCAAGUCUGGACAAUGCCGGAAGGUUCGAUGGCAUGGGCGCAAUAUCGAUUCGGUCAGGUCCACCCACAAGUUGAAAAGAGUGCGAUGUAGAAAAGACCAGCUCGUAGAGGCAUCAUGAUUUUCCAGUUAUCUAGCUUGUGGCAGCCAUAUAGUAUGUACAACGAAACGGCAUCAUUCGAGUGG
This is a messenger RNA of Exophiala mesophila, 1445 nucleotides long. RefSeq lists its product as uncharacterized. The record is from RefSeq and is a predicted model, not a curated record. Gene Ontology annotation, molecular function: ferrous iron binding; zinc ion binding; oxidoreductase activity, acting on single donors with incorporation of molecular oxygen. The transcript is spliced from 2 exons. Bases 282 to 1352 code for a protein of 356 amino acids. NCBI's taxonomy places the organism in Eukaryota, Fungi, Ascomycota, Eurotiomycetes, Chaetothyriales, Herpotrichiellaceae.